Molecule: messenger RNA, 1322 nt
Organism: Arachis duranensis
Lineage: Eukaryota; Viridiplantae; Streptophyta; Magnoliopsida; Fabales; Fabaceae
Product: stearoyl-[acyl-carrier-protein] 9-desaturase 6, chloroplastic-like
Exons: 3
Coding region: 14-1156 (380 amino acids)
Biological process (GO): fatty acid biosynthetic process
Cellular component (GO): chloroplast stroma
Molecular function (GO): stearoyl-[ACP] desaturase activity
Source: RefSeq, a predicted model, not a curated record
GUUCACACCUAAGAUGGUAUCACUUACAUGGAACCAUAAUGGUUUCCAUCACAGACAAUCCAAAUUCUCCAAGCCACAUGCACGUAAACCUACACUUCCAAAGGCACCUUCUUCAACACUAAGAACUCCUAAAACAUACUCACUGCCACCAGAGAAAAUUGAAGUUUUCAAGUCACUUGAGGGUUGGGCUUCACAGUGCAUCUUGCCACUUGUCAAACCCGUUGAGCAAAGCUGGCAUCCCGUUGAUUUUUUACCGGACUCGUCCCUGCCGGUGGAGGACUUCAACAAUAAGGUGAGGGACCUGAGAGAUCGGACAGCUGAACUUCCAGACGAUUAUUUAGUGGUUUUGGUGGGUGAUAUGAUCACGGAGGAAGCUUUGCCCACUUAUCAAACAAGGUUGAACCAGCUCCAUGGCGUUGCGGAUAAGACGGGCUCAUGCACAAGCCCGUGGGCAGUGUGGUCUCGGGCUUGGACCGCAGAAGAGAACAGGCAUGGAGACUUGCUCCAUACUUAUUUGUACCUUUCAGGUCGAGUUGAUAUGCGUAUGAUUGACCGGACCAUCCAUUACUUGAUUGCAGCUGGCAUGCAAUGGGAUAUAGACAAGAAUCCAUAUAUGGGAUUUGUGUACACAUCAUUUCAAGAACGAGCUACUUUUAUUUCACACGGCAACACGGCUCGGCUUGCUAAGAAAAACGGUGAUCCAGUGCUUGCGCGAAUAUGUGGCACCAUUUCUGCAGAUGAAAAGCGUCACGAGAAUGCAUACGUAAAGAUCGUUGAGAAGCUUCUAGAAGUGGAUCCUACAGAGACAAUGGUAGCAAUAUCAAACAUGAUGCGCAAGGGAAUCACAAUGCCAGCACUGUUGAUGCAGGAUGGGAAGGAUCCACACCUCUUUGAUCACUUCUCUGCAGUUGCACAACGACUUGGUGUCUACACAGCCGCUGAUUAUGCUGACAUUUUGGAGUUUUUAAUCCAACGGUGGAAAUUAGAGAAGAUACAGGAUUUAACGACUGAAGGAAGACGUGCACAGGAUUUUGUGUGUGGUCUAGCACCCAGGAUUAGAAGGUUGCAAGAACGAGCUGAUGAAAGAGCGCGUAAAACAGAGCCACAUAGUGUCAAAUUUAGUUGGAUUUUCAAUAAGGAAGUGUCAUUGAUAUAAAAGAAGUAAAUUCAUCACUCAUUCCUAUUAGUAGACAAAACACUUAUAAUCAAACCAACUUGGUUCCGUCGCGUCAUCAGUUUACUUGGACGUCUAAGUAAGUGUUAUUAACAACAGAUCUUUAAAUAAAAUUCAGAUUUGUGACGAAUUAGUUCUUAAACCUUAU